Miscanthus lutarioriparius is the source of this 2715-nucleotide messenger RNA. Lineage: Eukaryota; Viridiplantae; Streptophyta; Magnoliopsida; Poales; Poaceae. The record is from the annotation of a GenBank genome assembly.
AUGGUUCUAGGCACACUGGAAGAUAUCUUCAAAUCUGAAAUGCUCUUUUCGCUCUCAAGGCUGUCAUCCAAGUCGAUCAUUUUGUUUUCUGACCAGGUGGAUUUACUGUUACUGUUUAUGGAUCAUGAUUCCUCUUCUGUGAAGUCUGUGGCGUUAAAAUGCAUGCGUUUUAUGUUUCGCAGAAAUACCUGCCAUUUUCCAGUUAUUAGGACUGUUUUUGGCAGAUUGUUGCCACCAAUUGAUGAUGAGGAUUUUCCACUUGACUGUAAGAGCGAUGUGUUAAGGAUUCUGCAGAAGAUGUUAUGCUGUAAAGCGUCAAGUAAUCAUCAUGCCAAUGGUUCUGAGUUAUCUAAGCUUCUUCUAGCUGCUGAAAGUUCUUUAGAUUCUUCUUCUUUGGAGAUGGAAGGUACCGCUAUGGAAAUUCUUGUGGAAAUCUUUUGUAUUCUCAAGGAAGUGAGGUCAGAUAACAUAUCAGUUCUUAAGGGUUCGUCAUUUGCAUACGCUGAGUGGAAAGGAAUGAUGAACAACAUACCAUUAACUGAAGAUAAUAGUAUGAACGGACCUCUGUGUAAGAUCAUUGCAAUGAUUGUGAAUCAUAUUAUAUCUCUGGUCAAUGAAGUUGCUAGCAGAAAUAUCUGCAUAUCAUCUGCAGUGGAUAAGGCAUACAAAACUCCUUUCAGACUUAUGCUGAAGCUUGUUUCAUGCUACCCUUCUGCUGCUUCUGUAGCUCUUGAUAUACUGAAAAGCCUUGUAAAAGAACUGUUUCUAAUUAAUGGAAGUGAUUACUCUGAAGUUUCUGUUACUUCUGUUGAACCAUUCCAGACAAGUGUUGCCCUUAAAGAAUUGAGCACUUCAGAUGACAAUGUUCAACUGUUAGCUACAAGCAUCGAAGCUUCAUGCAUUGGAACAGAUAUUGGCAAUGGAAAACUGGAUUUUCUCAAAAUUGAUUGCAAGAAUAGAAAGUCCAUAAUGCAUGACCUAAUUCGUUGCACCCUCAAAUUUGCAAAUGCUUGUCAUGAGGUGCUCUGUGAAACAUAUGGUGCUAGAUACAAUCCUCAUGAUAGCAUCAAGGGUCUAAUCAAGUAUGUGCAUCAGGAUGCUCCUCAGCACUGGAGCACAUAUGAAUCCUUCCAUUUGAUAAUGUGUGCUUGUGUUACCCAGAAUACUUGUAAAAUCAGUGGUGGUAAUCAAGAAUCUGGUGAUUCAAAAGAGCAUCGUAAUACACUUUUCACUCCUUCUGUUUGGAUAACUCAGGAAUUAUGUGCACUUCGAAUGACCAAAAUGCUUACAAAGAAGCAGAAAUACUGGGAAGCUUAUAGGUCUUCUAUGUACUGUUGUCGUAAAGGUCUCUGGUUCACAGCUUCUUUUGUCUUCAUAAAACUGGCAGAUGCUUUUGAAGCAGGCUCUUUCAGUUUUUGGCUCAAAUCGUUGCUACUUCUUGCUUCUGGCGAAAUUGAGAUGAAACUAUUGUUUUUUCCCUCAGCAACUAUAAAGUUAGUUGGUGAGCUAAAAAUGGAGGGUGAUUUUAGUGAGGAUCUUUACUGUACUGAAACAGAUGCUGAUAGCACCCUCAGUAGAUCAUCAGAGUUGCAUGGUUUCCGAGCAAAGAUAUCUGAUAUUUGUGGCAGAACAUUAUUAGCAAAUAAUGCUCUUGCAUCCAGUGCCUCUUCAGAUAAUGACUUCUUAUUCCAGAGGUGGUUCAUCAGCCUUAGAUCAUCAUUUCUUGAGGUCCUAACAAAUGUUCUUGGUAUCCUUAAUGCACACUCUUCUUAUGAAGCAAGAGGAGACCAUUUAACUUUGUCUGGAGAGUUUAUCAAAGACCAAGCAUGUAACUACGUAGAGUCCUGCAAGCUUCCAAAGAGGUUUUCCCAUGCUUCAAUCCUACAUGAUCUGCAUGGAAGAGUAGAUGGCUCUGACUGGCAGACUGUUUCCCAGUUGCGACAGUUCAUGUCCACUUCCUUUGAUGAACUUGACAGCUUACAGUCCAGGACACGGAUCAGUGGUUCAUGUAAUCUGGAGAAGGGUUUGUAUUCUCUUUGCCAUUUUGCUGUGGCAUCUUUGCUUGGUGUAUCCGUGUAUGUGAUAGUGCUGAAGCUGAAAAAAUACAAAAUGGAGAGGAUUGUUUAUCUGCUUUGCAAGGAGGGUUGCAAGUUUUGUCCAGCAUCUUGCAGAAGUAUUUGGAAUUACCUUUCGUGGUUCCCAAGUACUUUUUCAGAGCCUUGCCUUGGUGCCGAACUUUACAUGUUUGAUUCAAAUCCUGUGAAUGAAAAAGGAAUGUCAAUAGAGCCUGGUUUCCUAUUGUCUCUAACCCUCUGCAUGAAGUGGAAGCGCGUGUUAGAAAGAAGCACCAUUCGCGCCGUGAAAUUGUACUGCAUUUUAGCCGCAAGCUUAGAGACCUGCCCGGAGGCAGCAGGAACGAGAAGCAAGCAGUUUGAUCAGCGCAGGACAGCGGAAAUGGUGGAACUGAACUCCAAGCUGCUGCAGUACAUAAAGAAUGAUCUGAGGAAGGCCAGGAACGAGAAGAAGAAUUCCCAUUGUGGCAUGGACAUGGUGACUGCCUUUGCGUGCUUUGAACCAACAGAUAGUGGGCAGGGGUUCUCAAGCUGUCUGCUGGAUGUCUCCUUGUUCCCUGAAGGCUCAUAUCAGAUAAAGUGGCAGACUGGCAGGCGUGCUGUGUCGACAAGAAUGGGUCCUAUUUUAGCCUCCUGCCCCUGA